AUGUCGACACCUCCCAAAGUUAAGAAGGCAUUAAAUGGUCUAUUAAGAGAUCCAGGGAAUUCAUUCUGUGCAGAUUGUAAGAAUUCAUCACAUCCAAGAUGGGCAUCGUGGUCAUUGGGCGUUUUCGUUUGUAUCAAAUGCGCAGGUGUACACCGAUCGCUAGGUACACAUAUCAGUAAAGUUAAGUCUGUUGACUUAGACAUUUGGCAAGAGGAGCAUUUGAUUAAUUUGGUCAAGAUGAGAUCUAAUAGGGAAGCCAAUAAAAUUUUCGAGGCAAAAACACCUGAAGAGUUGAGGCGGCCAAUCCUGGAUACAAACAAAUUACAAAAUUUCAUUAGAAACAAAUACGAGCAUAAAAAAUGGAUAGGUACCCCAAAGGAAACUGCGACUGAAUCACCACCGGCAGAAGCUUCGCCCACUCCACUCUCAAUGAAAUCAGGAUCCGCAAAUGAAUUGAUUAGUAUGGAGGAUCAUGCAGAUCAGCAGAACAACAAUACGCAUAGUACUUCAUCAAGUGUUUUGAAUUUACAGUUGCUGUCCAUGCCCAAGGUCAAGGAGACUGUCAGUGAAGGUCAAAGUCAAACUACAAAUGCAUCUACACCGUCAACGGCUUCGAGGAGAACUGGUAUCUCUGAAAGGCCAGAUUUAAAGAAAUCCAUUCUUUCCCUUUACGCUAAGCCGCAGGGAUCGAGAUCUAGUAUGGGUACGUCGACAGAAUCUGUAGCCACCACAACGACACCAAAUUUAGCAUCACCAACGGCUAGCUUUGCCGCUGGCAACGGUACAAAUGCCUCCACAAGUAGCUUAGAGGACAACGAACUGUUUAAGAACGUUUGGACAUAA
Messenger RNA from Zygosaccharomyces rouxii, 843 nucleotides. It is a transcript of the gene AGE2, whose product is annotated as GTPase-activating protein AGE2. NCBI's taxonomy places the organism in Eukaryota, Fungi, Ascomycota, Saccharomycetes, Saccharomycetales, Saccharomycetaceae. Gene Ontology annotation, biological process: endocytosis; endoplasmic reticulum to Golgi vesicle-mediated transport; intra-Golgi vesicle-mediated transport. Bases 1 to 843 code for a protein of 280 amino acids. The record is from RefSeq and is a predicted model, not a curated record. Gene Ontology annotation, cellular component: Golgi apparatus. Gene Ontology annotation, molecular function: GTPase activator activity. The transcript has a single exon.